This is a messenger RNA of Musca vetustissima, 435 nucleotides long. RefSeq names its product nucleoplasmin-like protein ANO39. Lineage: Eukaryota; Metazoa; Arthropoda; Insecta; Diptera; Muscidae. The coding region runs from base 1 to 435 and encodes 144 amino acids. The record is from RefSeq and is a predicted model, not a curated record. The transcript has 3 exons.
AUGGCAUUGAUUUUAAUUACUCGUUCCAGCAAUCAGGCAGCACGUAAAGCUAUACGCUACAAUAAAGUACCCACCAAUAAUCGACGAAGAAAUCGCAUUACUUCCUCCAGUACUCUGCUGAAAGUAGACGCAGAAGCCAAUAUCGAUGAUGAGGAUAUAGAAGAUGAUGAAGAAGAGGAAGCGACUGUUGAAUACUAUGACGAAGAAGAAGAUGAGGAAGAAAUUUAUGAAAGAGAUAUGCAGCAAUGUCAAACUCAAACGCCAAUUCUUGCUGAAGAUGAUGAUGGCGAUGAUCGACAAACAAAAUUAUCGCCUCAGGGGUCUGAAGAACAAGAACUGCAUACAUUUGUGAGAGUGCCCCUUAAGAAGACACCAGCAGGUGCAGCCGCACGACACAUGCCAACCAGUUCCGAAGAUAAAACGCAAAGGACAUAG